Molecule: messenger RNA, 2889 nt
Organism: Hemicordylus capensis (graceful crag lizard)
Lineage: Eukaryota; Metazoa; Chordata; Lepidosauria; Squamata; Cordylidae
Gene: UBAP1
Product: ubiquitin associated protein 1
Exons: 7
Coding region: 279-1802 (507 amino acids)
Biological process (GO): ubiquitin-dependent protein catabolic process via the multivesicular body sorting pathway
Cellular component (GO): ESCRT I complex
Molecular function (GO): ubiquitin binding
Source: RefSeq, a predicted model, not a curated record
GGCGCCCUGUCGCUUCUCGGGGAUUUCAAGCCCCGCCCCGCCCGCCUGCCUGCCGGAGGAUCGGGGCUCUUGGGGGCUGGUGGAGUCCAGGGGCUGCCCGGGAGCCUCCCAGCACGACGGAGCAGAGCAGGGCAGGUCCCGAGUUCGAGUCUCGCCCCGCCUUGCGCGCGUUCCGAGGCGCCCCCCUGGCGUGGGACGGGGCUUGUCGUUGUCUGAUUCUUGCACCCUUGCAAGGCGUGCCCGAGAGAGGAAUACCGAUCUUCCUUACCAGGUUCUAAAUGGCUGCUAGAAAGUCGGGAUCUGACUUUCAUGGGCCCUUUAGUUACCUUGAUGACGUCCCAUUCAAGAUAGGAGACAAGUUCAAAGCACCAGCCAAAGUUGGCCUGCCUAUUGGCUUCUGCUUGCCUGACUCUCCGCAGCUUGUAAGGGAAGCCCAGUAUGACUUCUCCCUGGAAAAGAGGACAAUUGAGUGGGCAGAGAACAUUAAAAGAAUCCAGGCUGCCCAACAGGAGGCUGAACGGAAGACUGAGGAGGCCCUCGCAGACGCCAAGGCAGCCUUGGAGGAGCAGAUCCAGGCUGCCAUCUUGGAAGGCCAUGGCUCGAGGGCCGCCAUGCCGCCUCCCAUCAACCCCAUCCUGGCGAGUCUGCAUCACAACUACAUUCUUAUUCCGACCCCAGCCAACAGCAGCACCCUGAAGCAAAAGGUCCUGAGCCCGCCCCACGCCAAGGCUGAUUUCAACCCAGCAGAUUUUGAAUGUGAGGAAGACCCCUUUGACAAACUGGAAUUAAAAACAAUUGAUGAUAAGGAGGAACUGAAGAACAUUCUGGAAAUCCAUGUUGGUACAAGAGGGCCAAUAGUUGCCCAGCUGCUAGACAAUAGCUUCCCCAAAGUAGCAUCCGAGUCUGUAUUACAAGACCAGGAGGUUUUGGCUUCCUUAGAAAGGGCCACUUUGGACCUCAAGCCCCUCCACAAGCCGAAUGGUCUUAUCUCUCUGCCACAGCUGGGGGGUUGCGAAAAGAUGUCGCUGUCUUCCAAAGUGUCCCUCUCACCCGUGACGUCGGUGAGCAAUAUCAAGUCUCUCUCCUUCCCAAAGCUAGACUCGGAUGAGAGUGACGUGCAAACGGCGAAGCUGGCGAGCACUUACCACAGCGCAGCCUGCCGCCACAAUGGCACUUUCCUCAGCUCUUUGCAGAGCAAAGCCAGCGAACUGAACGGGCAUCCUGGGGCUGGGCUUUCUGACCUCAGCGCAGACAGGGGCCCAGAGACGCAAACGAGGCCCUCCCUGCCCAGACUGCCUUCCCUGCCCACCUCGGUAGCGUGUACAGAAGAAAUCCCAGCUCUCACCACAGCCACGACGGUAACUCACCAAAGUUUCCCAACAUCUAAAGUGCCCAAUACUACCAGCUGUGCAAAAUGGCCAAGUGACCCUCCGUAUGUCGAUGGCAUGCAGGCCCUUUCCUCCAGUGAGCGGCAGUGCAUUGAAACUGUGGUCAACAUGGGCUACUCCUACAAGGAUGUCCUGAAAGCCUUGAAGAAGAAGGGGCAAAAUAUAGAGCAGGUUCUUGACUACCUGUUUGUUCAUGGGCAGCUCUGUGAGAAGGGCUUUGAUCCUCUCCUUGUAGAAGCUGCUUUGGAAAUGCAUCAGUGUUCAGAGGAGAAGACAACAGAACUUCUCCAACUAAUGAGUAAAUUUAAAGAAAUGGGAUUUGAACUGACAGACAUUAAAGAGGUUUUAUUAUUACACAACAAUGACCAGGACAAUGCACUGGAAGACCUAAUGACCCGGGCUGGCGCCAGUUGAAGAGUGUGUAGAGGAGCACACACCUUGCCCGGCCAACCAGACCCUUGCCACAUCUCAUGGCUCUCUCUGGAGAAUGGGAAGGAGAGUGCCACGAGGAGACUCUGGGAUGCUGUCAAAGUUGGGAGAGCUGGUCCAUUGGCACACGUCACUCCAGUAUGUCGUUCCUACCGGAGAGAGCUCAACCUGCUUUCUUCAAUUAAAGUUUAAGUGUCCUUUCCUAAGUUUCCUUUUUUUUUGGCUAGGUCAUGGAGAAUCUCGAUGGGAGUUGUACAUAGUCGGGCCAGGCUAACUUUUUUCCUCAUCAUUCUUGCACUGGACUUGGUCAGAGAAGUAUCAGUUUGGCUCUGAAACUAAUGAUGCUUUGGUUCCUUGAAGCUGCUUUCGUUGUGUGUCUGCUUGUACUGAAACACUGACUUUCAGUCAGGGUUAACAGAAGUCUACCUUUAGUGCAAUGGGAUUUCAGUUUUGUUCUGGGGGAGAGGGAGUCCUGGAAGGUUAGCGUGUAACUUAGUGAAACACUGGUUCUGGAACUGCCACUAUGCAUUCAGAGAGGCCAGCACUACUACUCCCUCAGCUGUGUUGGCCCUGGCUACCCUCUUUCUUGCCAGUGCUUGAAUAGACAAACCAAGUUCUCAGAACAGGUAAGCUGUGAGCCCCAGUUGGACUCCUUGACAAACUGGUUUCUACUUCCUGGGGAAGAGUUGUGGACCUCCAUGAUCUCCUGUCCUCCUCAGGCUGGUAAAGUUUUUGUUUUUAAUUUAAACAGAGGCCCUUCUGAGAAAUCAGCCAAUCAUCAGUUUAGAAUACAUACAGUGUGAAAUCAGAAGUCUUAUCUUUCAAGUACUUUCUUUUCGGGGGGAAAUUCACUGCAUUGUUUCCAUUUUUUCACACUGCUAUAGUUGCAUUAAUCUAUUAACAUCUAGUAAUAGCAAUCAGACUUUUGGUUUUGAUAGUACAAAAGAGUAUUAUGUUGUACAUGGUUGAAGAUCUAAUUACAUAAAAAAUACACCGUCUUGAUGAUCUUUGAAGUAAUUUGCUAAAUAUUUUGGUUCUGCAGAAAGAGAUGCUAAUAAAACCUUAAAAUGUG